UUGGAGCAGACGACGAGAACUGGUGUCAAGUCCGGCCAAGAGUUCGGUCCGGUGUUGUCCGCUGUAGGUUUUCCUCGGAGGCUGGCAGUUUAGUGCACGGUCGAAUCACAAACCUGGUUAACGCAGUUUGUCAGAUAUGUCUGGUGAUAUGGAGGGUACAGAGAGCAGCACCAAAAUGUUAGACUUUUUACUUCUUGUUGGAAAAUUGAAGCAUGUCAAAAGAACAGGUUGGCUUCUGAGAAACGUGCCAGAUCCUGAAUGUGUUGCUGGUCACAUGCACCGCAUGUCCAUCAUACCUUUGUUGCUUGACACUUCAAAAAGUUCUUUGGACAAAGUAAAGUGCAUGAAACUUGCAUUGAUUCAUGACUUGGCUGAGUGUAUAGUUGGUGAUAUUACUCCACAUUGUGGAAUAGAUCCUGAUGAAAAACACAGAAGGGAGGAUGAUGCCAUGAAAACCCUAUGUGAUUUAGCUGGAAUAAAUGGGGCUGAACUCUAUUCAUUGUAUAAGGAAUACGAAGCUAAGAGUACACCUGAAGCAAAGUUUGUCAAGGAACUAGAUAAUUUUGACAUGAUUUUGGAGGCUUACUCCUAUGAACAAGCUCAAAAUCAGCCUGGCCAGCUCCAAGAAUUUUUUGACUCAACUAAAGAAAAGUUUUCGCAUCCUCUUGUUCUAUCUCUUGUUAAGGAACUUAACAGAAGACGCAGUGCAGUUUCACCUCCUGAAAAUUCUGAUGCACCCCAAACCAUCAAGUAAAAGUGACUCUGCUGAGCCACAACUUUUUAAAAGGCUUUACUCUCUGAAUGGUGUACCCAGUAAUUUGAAAAAGCCAACAUAUUUUUAGCUAUCCAUUUCUAUGUUCCUUUAUUAAAUUGCGGUGAAAUUCAUCUUUUACAUGGCAAGUCGCAACAAAGAGGUUUGUACUUUGUCUAAAAUUAAAAUUGAUCACAAAAUCUA
Molecule: messenger RNA, 955 nt
Organism: Thrips palmi
Lineage: Eukaryota; Metazoa; Arthropoda; Insecta; Thysanoptera; Thripidae
Product: 5'-deoxynucleotidase HDDC2
Exons: 4
Coding region: 137-754 (205 amino acids)
Cellular component (GO): cytoplasm
Molecular function (GO): 5'-deoxynucleotidase activity
Source: RefSeq, a predicted model, not a curated record